Molecule: messenger RNA, 1236 nt
Organism: Ruditapes philippinarum (Manila clam)
Lineage: Eukaryota; Metazoa; Mollusca; Bivalvia; Venerida; Veneridae
Product: interferon-inducible GTPase 5-like
Exons: 1
Coding region: 1-1236 (411 amino acids)
Cellular component (GO): membrane
Molecular function (GO): GTP binding
Source: RefSeq, a predicted model, not a curated record
AUGAGUGAACGAAACAAAUCUGCAAGUAAGUCUUUGGCAUCGGUAAUCAAAAACCUUAAAACUUUUGACAAAAAAGAGGCUGCUGAAUACGAAGAAACUUUUAAAAUUGGUGGAAUGUCAUUAUUAAAUAAAAAAAUCAAGGAAGACAUGAGCAAAUGGAGAAAUGUCCCCGUCAAUAUUGCUGUCACAGGAAGUCCAGGGGUUGGUAAGUCGUCAUUUAUAAACAAGUUUAGAGGAGUUAAACCACGGACUGAAGGCGCAGCUGCGGUUGGCGUAAAUGAAACGACUACGGAACCAACUAAAUAUAUGCACCCAGACAAUAACAGUAUUGCACUUUGGGAUCUUCCGGGGAUUGGUACACAGAAAUUUCCGAAGGAAAAGUAUUUAGAAGAAGUCGGUUUUGAAAGGUAUGAUUUUUUUCUGAUAUUGACGGCAACUCGUUUUCACGAAAACGAUAUUUGGUUAGCAAAGAAAGUUGAAAAACUUGAGAAAAAAUUCAUUUUUAUCCGUACAAAAAUGAAUUAUGAUGUAGACAACAACGAAAAAGAUAAUGAUGAGAGUAAAUUUGUCACAGUUGAUAAAAUACGAAAUGAAAUGGCACAACAAAUAGCAACAGAACAGUUUGAAAACGUCAAGGUCUACCUUAUCGACAACCGCGAUGAUCAAGAUUAUGAUUUCCCAAUCCUCAUAGAAAAAAUGAUCAAAGAAGCGCCAGUAUGGAAACAAGAAGCGAUGACAUUAACACUGACAAGUCUCACAGGAGAUCUCAUAAAUCGAAAGAAAAAUGUACUUAGAAAAAGAAUCAUGAUAGUAGCACUAGGUUCAGCACUUGGUGGAGCAGUUCCUAUGCCAGGAGUUAGUAUUGCUGUAGAUAAAGAAAUCAUUAUGCAUGAAGUCGAUUUUUACAAACAACAGUUUGGCCUUGAUGAUGAAUCGUUGCAGAAAAUGUCACUCGCACUGGAAAUAGCUCUCGAAAAUCUUAAAGGACGUUUGAGAACAGCAGUGUCGACUGUACAAAUGGUUACUAAUUUUACGACCGCAUUGGUUGCAUCAGAAAUUACAGAGAAAAUGACAGCCUAUGUUUUGCCUGUAUUUGGAUGUAUUGUUGCGGGAGGGAUAUCUUACUGUAGCACUGCUUCUAUAUUAUGGUCCCUAUUAGACGAAUGCGUUGCCGAUGCACAAACUAUCAAUGAACAACUGGUCAAAAGAUAUUCGAAUCAAGACUUUCAACAAUAA